UAAUUUGCGUCACACGUUUAAAAAAGUCAGUAAUAUAUAAGGUAAUCGGUCCGGAGGAAAAUCAUCACUUGGUAACUUUUUAGCUAAAAUUUGAGGAAAUUACACAUUUUAAAUAACGAAAUGACGUUCUAUCCUACUUGGCACAUCUUGAUUGCAAUCGGGACCAUCCUGUCCGCUGUAGUGGAAACUGAGGCAACCAUAAGUCUCCUAUACGAAGGCCACACCGGGGUUAAUUUUACAGGAGGUUAUGCCCACACCUCCGUGUCAACUGAGGACCCAACCGGUUGUGUUGGUCUUCAUCGCUUCGUGGACUUGCAGAUGGUCUCUUUCAACACGUUCAAUCAGUGUUUGGUCCUCUAUUCUGAGCUAAAAUGUCAAGGAGAGUCUCGUGUAUUUAGGGGAAUCUAUUUUGACCUGGGUAAGAUUGGGUGGGCAAAUAAGGCGAGGUCUAUUGCCCCCUUGCCUCCUGACAUGACUUGUCUUUGGGAAUUAAUCGUCUAAAGCAAUUAAUUGUGCGAAUUGGGCCAGUUUGUUGUAGUAAAUUUUUUUUGAAUGAUUGUUUAUUUAUAUUGGG
Folsomia candida is the source of this 574-nucleotide messenger RNA. RefSeq lists its product as uncharacterized. The record is from RefSeq and is a predicted model, not a curated record. The transcript has 2 exons. NCBI's taxonomy places the organism in Eukaryota, Metazoa, Arthropoda, Collembola, Entomobryomorpha, Isotomidae. The coding region runs from base 121 to 501 and encodes 126 amino acids.